AUGGCGGGUGGCAGCUCAGACCGGCGCAGCUCAAGCAUAGACGUACUGCGCUCCGAGCUGGACAACAUCCAAGAAGCAGAAAUACUGGUCCAACCCCGGCCGAGCCUCACAGGCGACUCGACCCCAGCUGAGGGGGACACAGCACACACUGGAGGAAGAACCGCUUCAGCACGAAGGUCAAAUAGCAGCACACGCAGAAGUGAAUCUGGGGCACACAUCAGGUUCUCAGAUGAUGCAGGCCGUCGCCGUGGCCACCCGUCUUCGCAUCUGCGGCUUGACACGGACCUCUAUCCUAUCCAGAGCAGGGGCGAGGACACCGAGGCCGCAAGAAGAUGGCGCGAGAGCCGAGAUGGUCCCCCGCAGCCGGGUGCGUCAGCGCAAGGGCUGGACGGCGGACCCGAAGCCGGAGAUUCGAACCCAGGCCGAGUCAGCUUCGCCGCGCAGCCGGUGGCCAGCGGCCCUGAGCUCGCGCCUCGCCACCGACGCCUGCGGUUCAGGGGAAUCGGCGGGGAGGUGAAGAGUGUCGCCAGCGCCGCCGAGGCGAGCGCGAGGGUCUCGCGCGCCAAAGACUGGGUGGCUCGCCAGAGGGCCCGGACGAAACGGCUCAGACGGUCGCCCACGGGCCGCUUGAAGACGAGGGUUGCGGCCCUGUACAAGAAAUGGAUCUACGAAGGGCUACUGCGCCAGAAGCCAUUGCCUCCGAGCGCUGAUGGGAGACAUGUCCCUCUCAACCCUGGCCAAGCCCGCAGCAAGAGCCUGACGGAUGAGCGCACGGGGAAGCCUAUGGCCAAAGAAGGCUGGGAUGACUACAGAAGAUACAAGCUGGACAAGCUUGAGAAUAGGACCGAGGUGUGGGUGUUAGACCCUGCCAGGAGCCUAUUGAGUGAGAAACGGUAUGGCAAGCUGCGAGAAAAGUUCCGCAGACGCCGUGACGACGUGGAAGGUGAGCUGCAGGAGCUGGACCGGGUCGAAGAGCGGGAAGAUGAAAAUCCCCCAUGGUCUCAGGACGAAGACGUGCACUGGUCGAAAAUACAGUGGGAGGAAGUCCGUGUCGGCGACAUCGUCAGACUACGAAGAGACGAGAACGUUCCCGCCGACAUGGUACUCCUCCAUGCCACUGGACCCAAUGGCAUCGCUUACAUCGAAACAAUGGCGCUGGACGGUGAAACGAACCUGAAGAGCAAGCAAGCCUGCCCUCUCUUUACGAAACACUGCGACUCAUUAUCGGCUUUGAACGCAGUACAGGCCGAGGUAGUAUCCGAGGAUCCCAACCUAGACCUAUACAACUACGAAGGCAGAGCCGUUGUUGAUGCAGAGGCCAUGCCUCUUACCCUGAACCAGGUGGUGUAUAGGGGCUCGACACUGAGGAAUACGAGCGAGGCUAUCGGUAUUGUGAUCAAUACCGGGGAAGAAUGCAAGAUCCGGAUGAACGCGAGCAAGAAUGUGCACGCCAAAGCGCCGGCGAUGCAGUUCAGGGUCAACAAGAUCGUCAUUCUGUUGGUCUUUGUUGUCGUCAUGCUCUCUGUCGGCUGUUCCAUCGGUAACAUAAUCUGGGUAGACGACUACGAGAGGCAUGCAUGGUACUUGGACGAAGGAUCAGUAGCCUUUGGUCAGAUUCUCAUCGGUUUCGUCAUUGCAUUCAACACCCUGAUCCCGUUGAGUCUCUAUGUCUCGCUGGAGAUCGUCAAAAUCGGCCAGGUCAUGCUACUAAGAGAUAUCGAUAUGUAUGAUGGAGUCUCGGACACACCAAUGGUGGCGAAUACUACGACAAUUCUUGAAGAUCUCGGUCAGGUCAGCUACGUCUUCUCGGAUAAGACAGGAACGCUCACAGAGAAUGUCAUGAAAUUCCGCAAAAUGAGCGUGGCGGGUACCGCGUGGCUGCACGACAUGGACCUUCGGCGCGAGGCUGAGGCGAACAGAAGAAGACAAGCACGAAUCGAGAUGUCAGGUUCCAAGGCCAACAAGGGCAAAGGGAACCAGUCCACAAGAGCUUCCAUGCACACGAUGAGGACCGAGCCUGCUGAGGACCUCCUUCUCGAGGAGCACGUGUCAAACUUGGGCCCAAUCCGGAGGUCAGACUCAGUCUGGACGUCUACAACGCGACCAAAUGAGACCCGGCAGCUGAGAACGGAGGAGCUCAUCCAUUACGUACGGCGAAAACCCAACUCACCAUUUUCGAAGAAAGCCCGGCAGUUCAUUCUGUGCAUUGCCUUGUGUCACACCUGCUUGCCAGAAAAGAAGGCCGGUGGCAACAUUCAGUUUCAAGCGGCUUCGCCUGAUGAGCUAGCCCUUGUUGAAGCAGCGCAAGAUCUCGGAUACCUGCUCAUUGAUCGAUCCUCACAGAGCAUUGAGCUGGAACUUGCCGAUGAGAAUGGUUCAUCCGCGACCGAGACUUACGAGAUUUUGGACGUGAUCGAGUUCAGCUCAAAGCGCAAGCGGAUGUCCAUCAUCAUUCGCAAGCCAGACGGCCGGAUAUGUGUCUUCGUUAAAGGUGCUGACAAUGUCGUCUUGCCUCGGCUUGAGCAGAGCAGAUUAGCGAUGGAGACCGCCUCCGCCGUCGAUCGCAGGGCUAGCCUCCGCAGAAGUAUGGAGCAGGAGAAGGCUAUGCGGAAAAUGAGCAUGCACAGUGCGAGGAACAGCACAUCUGUUGCUCGGAGGACUGGCAGUUUCGCAAGUAGAACGGGCAUCUUUGGGAGAAAGAGUACCACGAAGCGAUCUGCAAGCAUGCAAAGGAGACGAUCGAGCGUCCUCGUAGAUGAAGUUGACUCGUGGAUCACCAACCGCGAAAGGGACGCUUCCGGGACCGGAGAGCCCCAUCUGUCUCAGCAGACUGAUGUGGCACGCGGGCGAUCGAUCGAGCUGCUCCAAUCUCCAGAGGCGAUGGAUGACCCCUACGAUGACAUGGUCGACGAGAAUAUUGCCGUGGACGACCACGAAGUCUUUGAGCGCUGCUUCCAGCACCUGGAUGACUUCGCUUCGGAGGGCCUGCGUACCCUGUUGUAUGCCUAUCGCUACGUACCUGAAGAUGACUACAGCCAGUGGAAGUCCAUAUAUCACGAGGCCACCACGAGCCUUGUUGACCGCCAGGCACGCAUCGAGGCUGCCGCCGAACUGAUUGAGCAGGGCUUCGAGCUGGCCGGGGCCACGGCCAUCGAAGACAAGCUGCAGCAUGGCGUCCCGGAGACAAUCGACAAGCUCCGCCGUGCGAACAUCAAAGUCUGGAUGCUCACAGGUGACAAGAGGGAGACAGCAAUAAACAUUGCCCACUCCGCGAGGAUAUGCAAGCCUUUCUCGGAAGUGUACAUUCUCGAUGCCACCGAGGGUGAUCUUCAGGAGAAGAUCGCCGCCACGCUUGUCGAGGUCGGGCGCGGGAUGAUAAUGCACCCUGUCGUCGUCAUCGAUGGGCAGACUUUGGGCGUGGUCGAAGCAGACGAGUCGCUCAAGGUGUUGUUCUUUGACCUCGUAGCUCGCGUCGACUCGGUCAUUUGCUGCCGCGCGUCACCGGCGCAGAAGGCAACACUCGUCAAGUGCAUCCGCACGCAAGUACCGAAGUCCCUGACCCUGGCCAUAGGGGAUGGCGCAAACGACAUCGCAAUGAUCCAAGCUUCCCACGUCGGGAUCGGCAUAUCGGGGCGCGAAGGCCUCCAGGCCGCCCGCAUAUCGGACUACUCUAUCGCACAGUUCAGGUUCCUGCAGAAGCUGCUGUUUGUGCAUGGGCGGUGGAACUACAUCAGAACGGGCAAGUACAUAUUGGGCACCUUCUGGAAGGAGAUCGUCUUCUACAUUGUCCAAGCCCUUUACCAGGAGUACAAUGGAUACACGGGGACGAGUCUGUACGAGUCUGCGUCCUUGGCUGUGUUCAACACCCUGUUCACCUCUCUGGCCGUCAUCCUGGUUGGCAUGUUCGAACAAGACAUCAAGGCCGAGACUCUGCUUGCGGUGCCCGAGCUUUACACCCUUGGGCAGAAGAACAAGGCCUUCAACUACUUCAUGUACUUUGGGUGGAGCUCCCUGGCUGUCAUCGAAGCCGUGCUCAUCUUUUAUGGGGUCUGGGGCAUCUUCAUGGCCAUCAACUUCAACGAGGACAACACGCUCUUUGCCAUGGGCGACCUCGCGUUCACGGUGUGCGUGCUAUUCAUCAACAUCAAGAUGCUCGUCCUGGAGCUGCACAACAAGACCCUCGUCACCUUCAUCGGCUUCUUCAUCAGCGUCGCCGGCUGGUUCCUCUGGAACCUGUUUCUCUCGGCCAUUUAUGAACCCCGACCCGGCCCUUACAUCGUGCGCGACGCGUUCAUCUACAACUUCGGGCGCAGGCCGACGUGGUGGCUCACGGCGAUCAUGGCGCUCGCCAUGGUCAUCGUGUUCGAGCUCGCGAUCAGCGCGGUGCGACGCAUCUUCUGGCCGCAGGACCAGGACCUGAUGCAGGAGGUCGAGAAGUACGCCGGCGUCAUGGACGUCAUGAAGGAGCACGCCGCGGAGGCGGGAGAGGCCGGCCCCGCUGCCGCUGCCGUUGCCGAUGCCGAAGACGGGAAGCGGGCGAGCCGAGACUCGGAGGAGGCGGGUGCCCGGCCCUCGCAGCAGCAACACGAAUGGAACGGCUACGGCAGCCAACGGGGCGGGAGGAGACGCAGUCGGAAAAUCAGUGGUGAUGUCUACGGGGCGCCGCCUUUCAUGGCGACGCCGGAGGAGAGGGACGUGGAUCCCCUGGAUGAUGCCGGUGGGCCUGUUGUUGGGUCGUCAAGGGACGAUGGGAAGGGGAAGCGGCAGUCUGUCAGUACGAGUGCCUACCAGGUGGAUGAGACGGUCAACAUCUGGUCCCACAUCCUCGGGGCCCUGGUCUUCAUCAGCCUCGCGGCCUGCGUCCUCACGGAGAUGCCAGCCCGGUAUCACACAGCCACAGCAGCGGACGUCGUCGUCUGCAGCACAUACUUCCUCGGCGUGGCGGUGUGCUUCGCGCUGUCGACCGCCUUCCACACGCUCAUGGCGCACAGCGAGGCCGUGUACCUGCUCAACAUGAAGCUCGACUUCCAGGGCGUCCUGGCACUGAUGUGGGCCGCCACCGUCCCGCUCGUCUACUACUCCUUCCCCUGCGACCCGGCUCUCCAGGCGGCCUACUGGGGCCUCAUCACCGCGCUCGCCGCCGCCUGUUCGGCGGUUACCUUCCUCCCGCGCUUCAGCGCCCCGCACCUGGGGCCUUACCGUGCGGUGCUGUUUGGGGCCUUUGGCGUGGGCAGUUUUGCGCUGCCUAUUGCUCACGGGGCGCUGGUGCAUGGCUUGGAGGAGGAGUGGGAGAGGGUGGGCCUGGGUUGGGUGUUGUGGACGGUUGUUUGUGAUGGUGUGGGAGUUGUGGUAUAUGGGCUGAAGUUCCCUGAGAGGUGGUUCCCUCGGCGCUUCGAUCUCUUCGGAGCGAGUCACCAACUGAUGCACAUGUUCGUCGUUUUGGCGGCACUCACGUACACUUGUGCAGUGAUAUCGGCCUUUGAUCACCGGUAUGAGGAGGGUGCCGUUUGUUGA
Messenger RNA from Diaporthe citri, 5514 nucleotides. RefSeq lists its product as uncharacterized. The transcript has 5 exons. The record is from RefSeq and is a predicted model, not a curated record. Gene Ontology annotation, molecular function: ATP hydrolysis activity; ATPase-coupled intramembrane lipid carrier activity; ATP binding. Gene Ontology annotation, biological process: post-Golgi vesicle-mediated transport; phospholipid translocation; endocytic recycling. Lineage: Eukaryota; Fungi; Ascomycota; Sordariomycetes; Diaporthales; Diaporthaceae. Gene Ontology annotation, cellular component: plasma membrane. The coding region runs from base 1 to 5514 and encodes 1837 amino acids.